AUGCCCGGUUCCGUUUCCGAAUAUACGGAUGAUUUUCCAACUAAAUACACUCCGGAAAAUGAUGGUCUACAUUCCCACUCGACUAGGGGCCUUGAUGGAAGCCACAGGAUACAGUGCGAUAUCGGCUUAAUAAAGGGAAGAGGAACCAAGGAGCAUCGUAAAUCGAAUUUUUCUGCUAAGAGGAACUUAUACUAUUUAUUGGAAGGCAUUGACGAGCACUCUCGGAACCGUGUUAUAGGAUAUAUAAAUAGAAAGACUUUUGCGUACUAUAUCUUGAAUACGAUCCUGAAUAACAAUCAGUCUAUUUUUAUAGCGACUCCUGUAAGAAAGUUACUACUUGACCUCGCUACCUAA
Messenger RNA from Penicillium longicatenatum, 354 nucleotides. RefSeq lists its product as uncharacterized. Bases 1 to 354 code for a protein of 117 amino acids. The record is from RefSeq and is a predicted model, not a curated record. NCBI's taxonomy places the organism in Eukaryota, Fungi, Ascomycota, Eurotiomycetes, Eurotiales, Aspergillaceae. The transcript is spliced from 3 exons.